AAUAAAGAUUGUUUGAUUUGAUUACACAUGAAAAAAAAGGUAAACCGGGACAAAGAGCAUCAUGGAGGACAACUAAUUUAAUCCAGAAAAUAAAAUUGUUACCCACAGAAAACAACGGAGAACAUUAGCAUAGCUGGGAUUUUCACUGUAUCUCUGUAUACUCUAUCCCUACCCACCCAAAAAGAAGUCAUGAUUUUAAAUAAAAUUCUUACAUAAUAUGAAUUGCCUCUGUUCUACAAAUUCAAAUCAAAACUACAAUACAUGGCUCCCAUUUUUACAGAGCACUUUGCAGGUGAAAUAGCAGCUUCUAGUAACCUGGCACAUAUAUAAUGGGAUUGUUCACACAACAUGUUAAAAUACAUUUUUGCCUUACCAAGAUUUAUUUGCUAUUGAUUAAAUGUAUAUUACACCAUUUUAGCCAGGUGUUCAAGGUAAUCACACUUCAAAAGUCAUCAAGAAGUGCUCUGGACAUCAUAUAAAUAAUUAUCUUCUACUCAAUGAAGCAGUAAUGGUUUUCUGCAGAGUUCUGGAAGAAAAGUGCAGAUGGUUUAAGAGUUGCCUUAAAGACAUAGUGCUGUAUUGACAUGAUUCACUAGAACAGAAGCAUCUUUUAUCAAGCUUGCACAGACAAACAAAAAUCUGUGCUUUAAUGAAUUCCAGAGGAGUGAUGUUUUUACCAGAUACAAAACACUUAAAUAGUUUUAAAGUGUGCAUAAUUCUUGGACACAGUAAUAUUUUAUCCUCUUGAUUUUACUCAUAAUAAUCUUGAGAGGUAGAUAGACUGAAAGACUUUGAUUGGUUCAAAGUUCAUUAUUAAUCUUUUAUUGUUUCAUUAAGGAAGGACUUUGACCUUAUUGUCCUAUAACCACACCUCAAUUAUUAUAUGACACUGGCUUCUCCUAUGUUGAAUAAGGAGCAAUUGGAUAUAUUUCUACAAUAUACUAAACCUUAAACUGUUUUAUUCAAAGGUGGGCAAGGCAUGGUAUUCUAAAAUUAUUUCUUCCAAAAUUUGGAGAAAAAAUGGUAAUAUACAGUCAUGAAAUUUCUUUUUUAUUCUUCCAAAAAUGCAAUCAUUUGGGUAUGAGAAAAGGAGAGUUCUGUUAGGCAAAUGACUCUUAUUUCUACCCUUGGAACAAACCCCUGCUCAGAAGCCUCUCCCGAAUCAUCCCACACCAGCAAAUUUCAACAUCACAAUUUUGGGUCAGUUGGUGAGAUGGAUUAAAGUUCAAAUAGGACCAGUUUUAAAUGCUGUCUCCCAUUUUGUUUUAAUUUGUACAUAAGACAAGACCGUAAAACAAGAGAUAAAUGGUUUUUGUGCAAAGGUAUUUUCCAAUUCACUGGCACAUAAAAUGCUGAUGUUUUGCUUAGUUCUUGACUUAAGUCAAAAUUAUAUGAAGAAAAUAUAUCAAUAAAUUUCUAAUCUUUGCUCCAAAGCAAGUAUGGUAUCACCAUAAGCAAAUGUUAAGUAAGGCCAGGAGUAUCAAGAUAGACUACAGUAUUACUGAGAAAUCAAUUUUUGAUAGAAAAUGCCAUUUCCCUGAAUCCCUGAGCUGUGGUGCAAGAAAGAUGAAACAUUAAAUUAAGUCUUCUGAAAUUGGUGAGUAAGGCAUUAAUUUGCUUAUCUCUAGAUAUACAGUUUUGAUGUAAAUUAAUCAAACAGUCUUGUGGGAUGCCUCUCAAAGAAAAUAAAUCACCAACAUCCACGGUGCUGGGUUAUUUCCCAGUACCAAAUAUGGGGGAGGCAUUCCUACUUUAAAAAAAAUCAUCUUAGUGAUACAACUAUAAUGCGCCAGAGUUGCCUUUUUAUCAGUAUGUCACGCCUGGAUCUUGUAUUUCCUGCAGAAAAGCUGGAAGAGUUUAACUGUGGAGGACAGCUCCAGAUAUACUUUCUGUUUAACCCCGUCCUACUUUUUUUUAAAAAAAAUCUUCGUCAGAUUUUUGCCAGCCUGGAGCAUUUCGGCAACUGCCAUUUUGCACAGCCAGCCCAGCAAAGAAACAGGCAGUAUAACUCUGUCCAAAUCUACUCAAAAACAGCCAUGAGCUCCGAGCCUCGCAACCGCCAGCAGACUCUGGCUUUACGGAAGCAGUUCAUUGGGGCAUCCUGCAAGCUUUUUUUCCCAGAAGACCCAGUGAAGAUCAUCCGGGCAAAGGGCCAAUAUAUGUAUGAUGAAAAUGGAAACCAGUACCUUGACUGUAUCAAUAAUGUUGCUCAUGUGGGGCACUGCCAUCCUGAAGUGGUCAAAGCAGCUCAUCAGCAGAAUCUACUGCUAAAUACAAACUCUCGGUAUCUGCAUGACAAUUUGGUGGAUUAUGCACAGAGACUUUCUAAAACAUUGCCGGAGAAGUUGUGUACCUUCUAUUUUUUGAAUUCGGGAUCAGAAGCUAAUGAUCUUGCUCUGAGACUGGCACAGCAAUAUACAAAGCAUAAAGAUGUUAUUGUUAUUGACCAUGCUUAUCAUGGACAUCUGACAUCUUUGAUUGACAUAAGUCCAUACAAAUUCAGAAAUCUAGAUGGCCAAAAGGAAUGGGUCCAUGUGGCUCCUCUUCCUGAUACAUACAGAGGAUUAUAUAGAGAAAAUCAUAAAGAUCCAGCCACAGCAUAUGCUGAUGAAGUGAAAAAAAUUAUUGACAAAGCACACCAAGAAAGCAGAAAGUUUGCUGCACUUUUUGCAGAAUCCUUGCCAAGCGUUGCUGGACAAAUCAUUCCACCAUCUGGUUAUUUCCAAAAGGUUGCAGAGCAUAUACAUACAGCAGGAGGUGUAUUUAUUGCUGAUGAAAUUCAGGUUGGCUUUGGCAGAGUUGGCAAACAUUUUUGGGCAUUUCAACUUCAGGGAGAGGAUUUUAUUCCUGAUAUUGUUACUAUGGGAAAACCAAUAGGGAAUGGACAUCCUGUGGCUUGUGUAGCAACAACGAAGGAGAUUGCAGAGGCAUUUUCAGCAACAGGAGUAGAAUAUUUCAACACAUUUGGAGGAAAUCCUGUGUCCUGUGCAAUAGGCCUAACAGUCCUGGAUAUUAUUGAGAAAGAGCAGCUUCAAGCCCAUGCUCUUCACGUGGGAAACUUCUUUAUGGAACUACUCAAUCAACAAAAAGCUAAACAUCCUCUAAUUGGAGAUAUCAGAGGUGUUGGAUUAUUUAUUGGUGUAGAUUUAGUACAAGACCAAGAGAAAAGAUCACCUGCGAGCAAAGAAGCAGAAUUCAUCAUAACAAGAUUAAAGGAAGAAUUCAUUAUGCUGAGCACAGAUGGGCCAGGCAGAAAUGUGCUUAAGUUCAAGCCACCACUGUGUUUCAAUACAAAGGAUGCAGAGUUAGUUGUUGAUAAACUUGAUAUGAUAUUAAGAGAACUGGAGAUAAGAAAAACCUAAAGAUGAUUUCCAAGGCUAUAAGAGGAUUCAGGGGUGGUGCAGAAUUCUACCAUUUUUCUACACUUAAAACUACAAUAAUAAAAUUCUGCCUUCUUCAAGCUUUCGUAAUCCAGUCUAUGUAGUUUUAUUAUAUUGCUGACAUUAUUUUUAGCAAUACAGCUUGUGAUUUUUCAGCUCUAUUGCUAUUAUGUCUACUAAUGCAAUUCUUAAUGUAGUAGAGAGGAAAACAUAAUUUAUCCAGAAAAUAUAGCUGGUCAUCCUUGUGCUAUACAGGUUGCAGAUCUAUAUACUUAUUUCUACUUAUAUCACAAUUAGCACAUUUGAUCUAAUAAAUCUGCUUUCUUCACAAUGUUUUAUUAACAAAUUGGUAGGCAUCCAUUAUUUAAUAAAACAUCCAAACAUUAGACUCAUGAGAAUUGUUUUUUGUAAGAUUUUUAGCAUCUCAUAAAAAUGCUUUAUUUAUGAAAUAUUGUCACCAACACUGACAACCUAGUUUUAUUUGGAAAGCAUAGCUCUCCCAUUACAGUAAUUCAGGAAUAAAGGGGAAUGUUUAUUUUAAAAAACUGAUAGAUCAAAAAGUAUUUAUACCAAAAAUGUAACCAAUGAAAAGCAACCCAUUUUCUAAGGACAGUGUCUACCAACUGCUAUCUUCAAACAUGUUACCUGUUUUUCUGUACUAUUGAGAUGGAAUUCCAUCGCUAAAGAUAGUUCUGCUAUGUCUCUGUCAGUCUAACAGUAUCAGAUUGGUACCUCUUAUUUCACCAGUUUCUUUCCUCUCUUAGCUAUAGCUAAUUUUCUAUAUUUCACUAGAAAAUUCACAAUCCUGUUUAUAUUUGCUAUUUCAGGCUCUGAUGUUUCAAUCCCUAAGAUCUAUGACUUAAAGUAAAUAAAAAUGUAUUUUUGAAAAAUUUGGUAAAAUGUACUUUACAGAACUUUAAUAGUCUCUUUUAUGCUACAUAUUAAUAAUAAACAAUUAGGCUUAUCAAAACAUGCAAAAUAUAGUACUAGUAGUAUUCAACUAUCUACACUUGUAGCAGUCAUAAAAUUUCCAUUCUUUGGACAAACAGGAUGAGAACAAUAUUAAAAUACUCAAAAGCAAGUAAGGGUGGAAAGCCCAUUAUCACAUCCAUUACAGAGAA
Messenger RNA from Pseudonaja textilis, 4501 nucleotides. Its product is annotated as 5-phosphohydroxy-L-lysine phospho-lyase-like. NCBI's taxonomy places the organism in Eukaryota, Metazoa, Chordata, Lepidosauria, Squamata, Elapidae. The record is from RefSeq and is a predicted model, not a curated record. Gene Ontology annotation, molecular function: pyridoxal phosphate binding; transaminase activity. Gene Ontology annotation, cellular component: mitochondrion.